Molecule: messenger RNA, 2756 nt
Organism: Triticum aestivum (bread wheat)
Lineage: Eukaryota; Viridiplantae; Streptophyta; Magnoliopsida; Poales; Poaceae
Exons: 10
Coding region: 1858-2592 (244 amino acids)
Source: RefSeq, a predicted model, not a curated record
AUCCUACCCUCGCCUCGUCCCACUCCCACUCCCAUUCUAGCCGCCAAACAAACCCUAGCCCCCUUGCCUAAUGCCCCUCGAUCCCCACAGCCGCUGCACGGCCCCGCUCCUCCUUCCCUCCCGCCACAGCCUCUCCUUGCUCGUAGCCACCUCCUUCCCACCUCCGCCCGAGCUCCGCCUUCCUAACCCGCCUCCUCCUCCUUGCCAUCGGCGGAAGCGCUGAGCAUAGGGGCAGCGGCUGGGCGCGAUGAGCUUACCUCCAGCGGCGCUAGGAACCUGCACACAAAGGGCGACCCCAUGGAUCCAUCCCUGCAGGAGAGAGAUGAUGGAGGGAGGAUUGAAGGACAGGGGGAGGUAGGCGUGCUGGGGCGGGGUGGUCUAGCCUGCGAUCCUCGCCCGCCUCCUCCUCCUUGCCAUCGGCGGAAGCGCUGAGCAUAGGGGCAGCGGCUGGACGCGAUGAGCUUGCCUCCAGCGGCGCUAGGAACCUGCACGCAAAGGGCGACCUCAUGGAUCCGUCCCUGCAGGAGAGAGAAGAUGGAGGGAGGAUUGAAGGAUAGGGGGAGGUAGGCGUGCUGGGGCGGGGUGGUCUCGCCUGCGAUGACAGGGCUGACCGGCCGGAGUUGGAUCGAGAUCCCGUCUGGCACGGCUCGGCUCCAACUCCCUCUUCCAGCUCUCCGCUCCCCGACACUCAAAUCUGGCUCUUCUACCCAUAUCCAUAGCUAUGGAAAGAAAGCUUGUAGUGGAGUGGCUUCCUUUGUAUGAUCUUGGAAGAUGAUGACCUCUGAAGCCCAUUAGAAAGCAUGGCAACGGCUAAAGGUUAGCGCAUUUCGAGAAGCCAACAGGUCGCCACCUACUUCCUUAGGCUGACAAUCACCUGCAGGAUAAAGUGCGAUGUUUUGCCCGAGGGGUUGGAGCAGGACCGCAUGAUGAGACAAGAUCAAGGACUGGGCCAACGCGGUCGUCACGCAUGAACUAGUGUAGCCCAUUGGCACUGGUAAAGUAGUAUCGGCGGCUCAGGGACAUGAAGUAAGUUCCUCCGUUUAGGUGUAUUGGUGUUUCUGAACUAGCAGGCACAAUUCAUCUCGUGACCGCUGGCCGUUGUCUUCUCGUCUCCUAAAAUUUGUGACCAAGCGAUUAUACCUGAAACUGAAGCUUGGUCUUUCUCAAGAUUUACCAUGGUGUAAUUUUAUGCUAUAGUCAAGCCUUGGAUAUAAAAUAAACAUGUUAUGAAGAUGAUAUAUCAGUUUUAGAAAUACAUAUUGAAGGACUAUAGCAGCGUUUCUUUUUACUGAAUUUCGUUUUGUUGUUUUUUCAUCUAUAUCGCUCAUUUUGUUGACAUGAUUAUUCAAAUAUGCCUAAUGUUUCUUUGUUUUUUCAAGUUUCUCAAAACUAACAAAUGCUGCUCUAUGAUAAAUUAGGAGGCUGAAGAUGGUAGCUUAUUGAACUCUCAUUUUGGAAAAAAUCUAGAGAUGUGUAGUGCUGAUAAAGAAAUGCAGGUAUGUAUGAGUCUGAUGUUUGCAUCUUGUGAUGCUCACAUGCUCGUGCAGAUGCAAUCUGGAUUUGCCGCCACCGCCUCGAGUCGCUUCCGCCUGUAAAUCCAGUCGCCACCAUGGCGUAUUAUGUUGGAGGUUGUUUCUUAUUUUUACUAUAGAUCAAGUUUCUUUGUUUCCUUUCUAGCUACCUCUGCUGCAUUUUUUUAUAUAUCCUAUAUGCUUUAAAUAUCCUAUAUGCUAUCAUGAUCCUUGCUUCAGUCAUCAUGUUGAUUUUCCAAAUUUGGUCUGGUUUUUUUUGGCCCUUGUGCGCUUUGAUCGAUGUGCUCUGGCUUUGUGACUCUGAUGAUGCACAUGCAAUGGCGGCAUGGGUGGAACGAGAGGAAGGAUGGGAAUCAGCUACUUGCAUUCACACGGAGGAGGCAACGUCGACUCGAUGGCACAUCAGAGGAGGUUGGGCUCGUUGUGGAUCUUCUUGAGGCAGCAGGACGUCGGCAAGAGCAUCGCUGCUGGCAACGGCUCGAGUGACCUCUUGAGGAUCUUCUCCAUGAGCAUCUGGGACGACACCAACUCCAACAUCAUGUUCUCAGCGCCCGAUAGCAAGAAGGCCGAGGUGCUCAGUGACAGUGAUGUCAGUAUGGUCACCAGCUUCAGCAACAUCGACUCCCAGAUUCAGUUAGCCCUCUCGAGCUGGACAUGCCCAGCAUGGACGACUACCUGCAGCUGCAGCAGGACUCCGCCGACUACAGAGUCCAUGCCAAGCGUGGCUGCACCACUGACCCGCAGAGCAUCGCUUGGGAGGGAAAGAAGAACAAGGAUCAAUAAGAGGCUAAGGAGGCUACAAAGACCUCAUUCCCUACAUGGACAAGGUCACAAGGCCAAUACACAUUCAGGAAAUAUGCGACCAACUUCCCCAAGAUCCCGCAUCGUCUACUCAGGAUAUUCUGUGCCCCAAGCCCUACAGAAUAAUGCCCAGUCUAAUUUCAACAGUGGGCACGACAACAUCAAACUUCUCUCUUCAAUAUUGAAGAAGCGGCUUACUCGGAUCAAUGGGCAUGCACUUAGAAAAAUAGCUAAAGAGUACGUGAUAUUCCUAGAGUAAAUAAAGGACAUGGUGUGCUCAUAAGUUAGACAGAAGCAAAAUGUUAUUUAUUAUGCUCCUGUUGUAUCUUCGGACGUUUUCUUCCACCUACCAAUACCCCAGUAUUGAAUAUUUACUUUCCCAUUGUCGUACAUAAACUGAUGUUAGUAUUUGUGCAUACUCUU